UUGUGGGCACUUAGUUUGGCACAUUCUCAACUAUCUGAAGUAUUUUAUUACUAUUUAUCAAUUAGGUCUUCUUCAAAAUGUCUUUAGAACCAUAAUUAUAAAAUGGAUCUAUUUUUGGAAUCUGUUUUACAUUUAUGGUUUAUGCUUUGGCAACUUUUGGAGUUUUAAUGUGUAUGGACACUUUAGAAUGCUUUUUACACUCUUUAAGAUUACAUUGGGUAGAAUUCUAGAGUAAAUUUUAUAAAGGCGAUGGCUAUUGUUUCUAAAAAUUUAAUUAUCUUCAUUUUUUAGAUUAGAAAUUUUAAUUUAGUACAAGAAUGUGA
Messenger RNA from Paramecium sonneborni, 323 nucleotides. NCBI's taxonomy places the organism in Eukaryota, Ciliophora, Oligohymenophorea, Peniculida, Parameciidae. The record is from the annotation of a GenBank genome assembly.